UUUCAAUUGUGAACAUUCUACACUCCUGUCAAAUUCAAGCUAUAGCACAACAAACAAACAACUAAACUAAUAUCCGGUGUUAUGUGAUUUAUUCGGGUUUUUUUUUAUUUGUUUCAUCGAGAAAAGGUCAAUACUCUAAAGAGAAAAUUGAAAAACAAUCAAAUAACACAAUUCAAACAAAAACGAUUGAUAAUCAAGAUUUCGCGCGCGUUCAACAUUUCCAAUUUGACUGUCGAAUCGGCUUCGUAGCAAACAAAUGCCAAAUGUUAACCGAAUUGAAAGUGUGAGAAAAAGAUUUACGAGGUGUCACCGUUGAUAAUAUUCAAAUUGUUAGUGAUAAUGUGACACUGUGAAUGCACACGCAAUCGAAGUGUCGAAGUUCAGUUUGGUUCUUUUUCUUCUUCAUUCUACUCGUUCAUUUUGCAUUUUAUAAAAAGAACACAUACCCGCACACAUCCGAAACAGAUGUGCUGUAUUUUUGAGUUUUACUUCUGGCAUUAAAUCUCUAUCUAACUUUCCGAUAUAUUGCCACAUUCGUCACUAUACAAAUAUUCUUGCUAUCAUAACUGUUUAAUUAUUACCUCCCGGAGUGUGCGUGGGAAAAUUGAAAUGAAAAAAGAACGUAAACACAAUUCAAAAACAUUUACUUAACAACUGCAUUCCAACAUCACGAAUCGACACUGUAUUUUGCUGAAAUAGCAAAGUUCUCUUUGAUAAUUGAUACAAAACAAACUAAUACAAACUCCAUGCAAACAAAAAUUGCAACAACAGAAAGUACUUAAGCAAUUAAUGAUUGUACAGAUGAUCGAUACAAAUUAUAUCGAAAACAAGGAAUAGAACGUUAUUUGUGCCAUUCGGUUUGGCCCAUCUGUUUCAUACCAUUUAAAUGAGAGCAAAACUAAAAUGCGAACACGUUCACAGGUGUAAUAAUUCAAAACUAUCACAAAUUACUUAAAAUCGUCUUAAAUUUCUAAUGAACAUUUAGACCUGAAAGCAAAGUUCAGUAUCAAUCAUACACGAAUAAAUGCCACAGUGAAUAACAAAUUGAAGCGAAUAAGUUAUUAUAACAAAAGAAGAGAUUAAAAGCGGCCAGCAGCAGUCGUAUCUGAAUGCGAGAGAGCAAGUGAAUGUUCGUAUAAUAUCUGGAAAAACUGUUAAAAUCACCACACAAAUCCAUUAAUCAAAAAUGUGCACGAGGAGAAUGUGUUAACAUGCAAGCGAAAAAGCGUUAUAUUUUAGUAUUUAUAUCGUGUGCAUUUCUUGCAUACUGUUAUUUUGGUGGCUAUCGUCUUAAAAGGUCACGCAUUACAUUUUCACCAAAUGGCAGCGGCAGUGGCGGCAUCAAAAGUAAUAUUAACAUACGUCGCUAUGAAAAUAUCGUCGUGCCGCCGAAUCUUCCAUCAUUUCUAUCCACAAUUGAAUGCAAUGGCAUGAAUGAUGAUGAUUUCAACACCAAUUCCAACAAAUAUGAAAAAAGCAAAGGAACAGCAAAUACACACCACAGUCAUAUGAACAGUAAUGACGAUGCAUUUCGUCAAGGAUCUCAAUUAUCAUCCGCAACUGUGCAAACAAAUGCCAAAUUAAAAGUUGAAAAGGAAGAGGUGGAUGUGGCCUUGCAACCAAUAUCAAAUAACCAAAAUGUACCACCGCCAGCACAACCAUUACCACCGAAAACAAAUGAUGAGCCAAAAGUACAAGUGCCAGUCGUUGAAUUGCCAGCCAUUGCAAAUGCGGCUGAUGCCGGAAACAAUGUUGAUGGUUUGGCCAAAACAUUUGAUGAACAACAACACCAACAACAUCGUCGACGCACCAAACCAUGCCGCAUGGAAACAUGCUUCGAUUACACAAAAUGCAGCGAUGUAAAUCAACAACUUUUAGUUUAUGUUUAUCCACCGGAUACGAUCAAUCCACUAGGCAAUACACCACCGAUUAGUUUAAAUUAUCGGAAAAUUUUGUCAGCGAUUACCGAAAGUCGAUAUUAUACGGCCGAUCCGGAGCGUGCAUGUUUAUUUGUGCUUGGAAUCGAUACGCUUGAUCGUGAUUCGCUUAGUGAGGAUUAUGUACGAAAUGUGCCAUCACGUUUACAACGUUUACCCUAUUGGAAUAACGGUCGAAAUCAUGUCAUUUUCAAUUUGUAUUCGGGUACAUGGCCUGAUUAUGCGGAAAAUAGCCUCGGUUUUGAUACGGGCGAAGCCAUAUUGGCCAAAGCCAGCAUGAGCGUACGACAAAUUCGACCUGGUUUCGAUAUCAGUAUUCCAUUAUUUCAUAAGCAGCAUCCGUUGCGUGCCGGCAACACGGGCUUCGCUGUCAGCAACAAUUUUCCAACAAACAAAAAGUACCUGUUGGCAUUUAAAGGAAAACGUUACGUGCACGGAAUCGGCUCCGAGACACGAAAUUCAUUGUUUCAUCUGCACAAUGCUCGCGAUUUAAUACUGGUAACAACGUGUCGUCAUGGAAAAAGUUGGCGCGAACUACAAGAUGCCCGAUGCGAUGAGGAUAACAGAGAAUAUGAUCGAUACGAUUAUGAAACGUUGCUAUUGAAUUCAACGUUUUGCUUGGUGCCUCGCGGACGACGUUUGGGUUCAUUCAGGUUCCUUGAGGCACUUCAAGCCGGAUGUAUACCGAUAUUGCUGUCGAAUUCCUGGGCACUUCCAUUUGAAUCAAAAAUCGAUUGGAAAAUGGCUGCCAUUUGGGCUGAUGAACGACUUUUGUUACAAGUUCCCGAAAUAGUACGAUCAAUAUCAGCGACAAAAAUUUUGGCGCUACGACAACAAACGCAAAUGUUAUGGGAACGCUACUUUGGAUCCAUCGAAAAGAUUGUAUUCACAACAUUCGAGAUAAUACGCGAACGCUUACCUGACUAUCCGCUACGAAAUGGAUUAAUUUGGAAUAAUGCACCUGGUGCAUUGCUAACAAUACCAACAUUUGCUGAUUCGUCAGUAAAAAUGCCAUUUUUAUUGGACAUUUUGAAUAAGGAACCAGGCCAUAAUUUUACAGCGGUGAUAUUUGUACAAAUUGGUGUUACAUUAACACCAAGCUCUGCACUUUAUCGUCUAGUCAAAACAAUAACACGAAGUCAAUACGUAGCUAGAAUUAUAAUUUUAUGGGCAUCGGAUCGACCGAUACCGUCAAAAAAGCGAUGGCCAAACACCGGUGCCAUACCAAUGCACAUUAUAUCAUCGAUUGGUAACGAUGAACGACCAACAAUUUCGCAUCGAUUCUAUCCGCAUAAGUUUAUCGAUACCGAUGCAAUCUUGUCAUUAGAUGAAGAUGCUAUACUAAAUACAGACGAAUUGGACUUUGCCUAUCGUGUGUGGCGUGACUUUCCCGAUCGCAUCAUUGGCUAUCCAGCUCGUGCACACUUCUGGGAUGAUUCCAAGAAUGCUUGGGGUUACACAUCGAAAUGGACGAAUUACUAUUCAAUUGUACUAACGGGUGCUGCAUUUUAUCAUCAAUACUAUAACUAUGUGUACACAAAUUGGUUGCCAUUGUUAUUAUUGAAAACGGUACAACAAUCAUCGAAUUGCGAAGACAUUCUCAUGAAUUUUUUGAUAUCGCAUGUUACACGAAAAGCACCCAUUAAAGUCACUCAACGAAAAGGCUACAAAGACCGUGAAAGCGGAAGAAGUCCAUGGAAUGAUCCUGAUCAUUUUAUACAACGACAAAGUUGCUUAAAUACAUUCGCUGCAGUUUUUGGUUAUAUGCCGUUGCUGCGCUCAAAUCUCCGUCUAGAUCCUGUUUUAUAUCGUGAUUCUGUGUCUAAUUUAAGAAAAAAAUACCGCCAAAUCGAACUUGUUGGCAGCUAGCGAACUGAUUAUUUCUACUGAAAAGAGCAAACAACACAUUUAUUUUAUUUAAGUUAAGUUAGAUUUUUAUUAUUGUAACUCAUGUAAACUGGAUAAUUGUUUCUAAAUGGAGAGAAAAUUGUAUAUUUUGAAAUGAAAAAAAAAAAAAAAAAACAAACAAAAAAACGAGCCAUGGCAACAGAAAAUGUGCAAAUUGUUAGAAUGCCAUACAAAAAAUACAUGCAAUUGUAUACACGACUGUUAUGACUGUAUAUGGGUGGCAUUUGAUAGAUGGCAAGAAUAGACGAUAGAUAAGUGGCUAAAAUUGAUUGUAAAAAAACACAAACCUAAGAAGAGAGAAUAGAAUGAAGACAUGAGGCGAGGGAAAAUGUUCGAUAAAUUGAUUUAGUAAUUAGUAUAGGUGCUUAGUUAUUGAAAAGCUAUAUAGUAGAAUAGAAACCAAAUGGAAGGUAAAAUCGAAAUGAAUAUAUGUGAACCUCUGUGUGGAUGUUUUACGGAAAAACGACGCUAAAAUGUCAGAAACGAACUGAAGUUUUCCAAACAAUCACAUAUUUUCACCCAAAAGAAAAACUCAACCAAAAACAAAACUUAAAACUAACAAAACGGCAGUCAAAAAUCACUACUAUCAUUCAAAUCGACCUAUCGCAAAAUUCUGCACCGGCAAUUGAUGUAAACGUAAUAAACAUAUCAUAAUAUAAAUGUAAAAAAAACUCUUUCAAUUCCUAUCACAUCUAACCAAAAAAUCAACAACAACAAAAAACAUGGCGAAUAAAUAAACGUAUUAAACGACCAAAAGCAACAAUUUGAAACAUUAUAAUAUAGAGAGUGUACUGUACAAUAACUCUUUUGUUUUCAAUCGCUUUCAGUGUGAGAUGUUUGAACACAUCUUUUUUUGAUCCGCAACGGACAAAACAUUUCAAGUAGAGAUAUAAGUCAAACCAAACCAUAUCGUAUUGUUCUAAUUCAAAAUUCAAUUCAGUCCAUUGAAAUAAAUUAUUUUGUUCUGCCAUCAAUCCUUCAGGCAAUCGGUGUGUAGAGUGUUAUCAAAUAAUAAUAUUAUUUUUUUUUUCGAAAUUGGCACAUAUCAAUUUUCCUAAUCACAUCAUUCGACUUUAAUUUUAUACCAAAACCCAAAAGCAAUUUAAAUAUGAUUAUGACGAUCUUUUUUACGAAACAUUUACUCAACAAAAUAAACAUUAGAAAAGUGUUCCCGACAUUUUUGAGUCAUACACUUUUCGAACCACUUUUAAUCUAUAGUGAAAAAACAAAAAGAACAACACUGACUUCAACAAUAUUAUGUAAGCAAUUUGUUUAUGACAUACACACAUUUUUAGAAAAUGUAUGCACUCGAUGUGUUAUUGUUGUCUACCAUAUUGCACCAUCAUACACAUAAAAUAUACUAUCAUUCGGCCGAAAAAAAUUCAAUUCGAACCAAAUCAAAAAACCAGAAGAAAAUCAAUGUAUAUUUCUUGUGUAAAAACAACGUAGCAAAACGUAAAACAAGAUAUUGAAAACCCAAUGAACGACUAAACAAAAACCAACAAAAAAAAAACUAUCUAUACUUUAUAAACCAAUGAAUACUGCUUUUGCCUCGCGCGCGCACACACACACACACACAAACUAUUUCCGCUUAGCCAAUAAUCAUAUUAUAUAAUCAAUCAUAUUUCCGACAAUUGGCUGCUGUAACAAAUGGUGAACAAUAUGUGUACAAUCGGCAAGCAGUUUUGGCUUCUUCUUUUUAUCCAAUCAAAAUUCAUACCGACUUUUUUCCAUAUCGAAAUUGACAUUUUUUUUUUUUUUUUUUUUUGAGGAAAAAAGUUCGGAGAUAGUUUAGUACUUGAACAAUUAUGGAUGCAACCCAAAUCAUUGCAAUGCACGUGCAGAGCGGAGUGUGAAAGCGUCCCACUGUUUUGUUGAGGGUUACAGGAAAAUAUGCCCUAGCCUAUGUACUAAGUAUCAAUCAUUUUUGAAAAUAAUGAUAGACCUCGACUGCAUGAGAUUCCGAAAAGGCGGCGUUUUUGCCGUUUUUUUUCAAAAAAAAAAUGAACCAUCAUUUUAGGUUCUAGUUUUAAAUUCAGUGUGUAGAAAAUUUUUGAAAAUUUACGAUUUUUUUGUCAUUUUCUAUGUGCUAAACUUAAUCUAAAUCCAAAAAAAAAUAUCAACUAAAACAAACGUUUUAGAUCUAUGCAGUUGAUGGUUAUACAGUUGACUAUUAUUAAAUUUGAUGAAAGAUAGAUAAAAUCGUUUUUUUUUUUUCUCUAGAGUGUAUAAAUUCACAAGUCCACCAAAUAAGCGUACGAUUACAUUCAGUGAAUGUAAUUUGGAUUUUGUUUUGCUAUUUGUUUCAUACGCUACACAUAAUAUACGUCCAAAGUUAUAGAAUUCGCUUUUAUUUUAUAUUUAUACAUCGAACGGAAAUCUCGUUAUCGCCUUAAUUUUCAAUAAACAUAUUAAAAUCGAUGUGUGCGUGAAUACGAUACGAACGCAACAACAAAAGAGGAUUAUAUGUUCCACUGAACAAUUUUAGUUGAAUAGAUGAAUUAUCUUCCAUUCCUAAGACAUAGAAAAAAUUGAAACCGAGAAAAAUGAAUAAAACAAAAACCAAAACAAUUAACAAGCAUAAAAAGCAGGCAAAAUCAAAAGAAUUUCCAUUAAAAUAGUACAUGUAAAUAUUAAACAGGGCGUUCGACUCUCUUUCCUGGAUGAAGAAAAAAAGACGGGCUUCGUCAUAAUUGCAAAUAGAUUUAAUGAAAUAAUGUAGAGAAAAAAAAACACGAAAAGCAGAAAGUGAUUGUGACAUGAAAACAAAACCAGAAAAGGCUUGAAUCCAGUUGAAUCGCAAUUGCAAUUAGAAGCUGAUGUGCAAAGUAGAACGCCAAGAAGAGAGAAUAGGCCAUUAUUUGUUGUUAUCCGGGAUUUUCAUUCGGAGUAAUAAGUUGUAGAGAGAUUUGUGCAUUGAGCAUCUCAUUCGCACACAGUCUAUUAUUAAAUUGAGCCAAUCAACCAUGCAUGAGAAUUACUUUAUAUUUACUUGAGGCAUAAACAUACAUUAUAUUGAGAUAUUUUCAGCCAGUUGAAUCAGCUCAGGAAGUAUUUUUAUAACUAUAACCAUCACUUCUAUUAUUGUCGCUAUAUUUCAGCGCCUGACGUCAGUUGCCUCUGAACUGAUUCAUCUGGCUGAAAAUAUCUCAAUAUAAUGGCGCAACGUUCUCGCAGUGUUUCGCAUAAUUUAUUAGUUAAUUGACGCAACAAAUAACGACGAGUGAAUCUAACAAAAGAAGGCGAAUAACAAAAAAAACACACACACACACUCAUGAAUUAUAUACUGUAGAAUGGCCUUAUAAAUCAACAUGUAUUAUGUGCAUAAUUGUUCACUUGUGGAAAUAUAUUUGUGUCAUAUAUAUCAAAAAAUAUAUUGAUAAAAUUAAAUCAUAAAGCAAAUGCCAUCAAGAGUAUAUAUAUAAGUGCGGAGGGGGAGAAUAAACAGAAAAUCAUCGCAAUUAACACAUGACAUUGUAUGGAUAUUGUGAUUUUGUCUACAAUGAAAACUUUUGCAAGAAAUUAUGCGUCAUUUUUUCCUUUCAUGAUAACAGUCUCUCCAUUCAUCUAUAAAAAGUGACAAAAACGAACAUUUAUUUUUGAUUCAUCUUUUGAAAAAGUAAAAAAAAAAAUCAAUUGGAUAACGGUCUUCUGUUGCAAAAUUUAUUCCCACCUUGGAAAGUAGUAUAUAAUAAUUUCAUUUUUGGCAAAUUUUAUUAUUUUUAUUGCUGCUAAACGAGGAAAUACGACUAGCUCCAGCAUUUAAAUGGCACACCAAAACCGAAACUAAACAAAAACAUUGAGGAUGUUUUCAAUACACACAAAUAUACAUAAACAUCAGAAAAUGAAAUAUUCAACAUACACGACAACACCAACAAGCAAAAAAUAAUAAAAUCCAUUUGGAACUACCCUCUAUACAAAGUACUCUCGAUGAGAUCAAAAUGGUACACACUCUAUUUUUAUUUUUACUAUUUCUACUGUACUUUGUACUGACGAGCGACUAUGCGAUAUUUCUAUACUAUUAGGAAGAUGGAGAGGGAUACAAAGAAUCAUACACACUCACACACACACACAAAAAAAAAAAACAA
Molecule: messenger RNA, 7933 nt
Organism: Contarinia nasturtii (swede midge)
Lineage: Eukaryota; Metazoa; Arthropoda; Insecta; Diptera; Cecidomyiidae
Gene: ttv
Product: exostosin-1
Exons: 12
Coding region: 1212-3806 (864 amino acids)
Cellular component (GO): membrane
Molecular function (GO): glycosyltransferase activity
Source: RefSeq, a predicted model, not a curated record